GCCCUGAGCAGGGCAUGAUGCGCAUGGACGCAGCUUUGUGAACUUGUCGGACUGAGGAGCUGGCAUCAGUCCCGGAGCGAGUCUAGGCCACCCCCGCCGCCACUCCACCUGCCUGGAAACACGCUGUGUGAAGCAGAGCCGAUUCGGUGAACGCGGAGGGAGAGCAGCGCCACGGGUCACCGUGAGGCCGAAAUCGCUGGACCCUUCACCCCCCACCCCGCAGCCCCGGGUGCCUGGGAGUUCUGCCCGCGCCCCACCACCCCCACCCCAGGCGUCUUCGUCCGGCUCACCCCCGUCCUCCUACGGGACCCGGCAGGCGGAGCAAAAGCUGCCGUGACGUAACCCGGGGGGGGAGCGGGGGGAAAUGUGCCGAGGGCCGGGCGCCACAGGGCCAGUGCAAGCGACGCAGCCACCCGCGCUCUAGCGCGCGCUCGGUCGCCGGCGCCCGGAGCCUCCGUCUGCGGCCCGGCGCCGGGGUCUGCGGGCCCGGCUGCACCGGGGGCGAACCCGAGCCGACACCUCUGGCAGCUCCGGACACCAAGCACAGGGGGUCCGGCCAAGCUGUUGCGCUCCCGGGCGCCGGGCUGGGCUGGCUGGGGACAGCUGCGGGUUGCCGGAGAGCUGAGCCAGCGGAUUGCAGCGAGGCAAAGAUGUCACGGUGGAUCCUUUGCCUCCAGGACCCAUCAAGGUGAGAAUAAGAUCCUUGGCUGGUUGGAACUUGCCUAAGACUGUAAGGCAGCCAUGGAUAUGGCAUAUGAGUUACUCAAUGGGAACCAAUCUUGGCUUCCCUCUCCAUUCGACCUCAAUGGCUCCAUGGUGGCAGCCAACAGCUCAAACCAGACAGAGCCAUAUUAUGACCUGACCAGCAAUGUGGUCCUCACGUUCAUCUAUUUUGGGGUCUGCAUCAUUGGGCUGUGUGGCAACACGCUGGUCAUUUACGUCAUCCUCCGGUACGCCAAGAUGAAGACCAUCACCAACAUCUACAUCCUCAACUUGGCCAUUGCAGAUGAGCUCUUCAUGCUGGGCCUGCCCUUCCUGGCCAUGCAAGUGGCUCUCGUCCACUGGCCCUUUGGCAAGGCCAUUUGCCGGGUGGUCAUGACGGUGGACGGCAUCAAUCAGUUCACCAGCAUUUUCUGCUUAACAGUCAUGAGCAUCGACCGAUACCUGGCUGUGGUCCACCCCAUCAAGUCGGCCAAGUGGAGGAGACCCCGGACAGCCAAGAUGAUCAACAUGGCUGUGUGGGGUGUCUCUCUGCUGGUCAUCUUGCCUAUUAUGAUAUAUGCUGGGCUUCGGAGCAACCAGUGGGGGAGAAGCAGCUGCACCAUCAACUGGCCAGGUGAAUCUGGGGCAUGGUACACAGGGUUCAUUAUCUACACUUUCAUCCUGGGGUUCCUGGUGCCCCUCACCAUUAUUUGUCUUUGCUACCUGUUCAUUAUCAUCAAGGUGAAGUCCUCUGGAAUCCGAGUGGGUUCCUCCAAGAGGAAGAAGUCUGAGAAGAAGGUCACCCGGAUGGUGUCCAUAGUGGUGGCUGUCUUCAUUUUCUGCUGGCUCCCGUUCUACAUAUUCAAUGUCUCUUCAGUCUCUGUGGCCAUCAGCCCCACCCCAGCCCUGAAAGGCAUGUUUGACUUCGUGGUGGUCCUCACCUAUGCUAACAGCUGUGCCAACCCUAUCCUAUAUGCCUUCUUGUCUGACAACUUUAAGAAGAGUUUCCAGAACGUCCUCUGCUUGGUCAAGGUGAGCAGCACAGAUGACGGGGAACGAAGUGACAGUAAGCAGGACAAAUCCCGGCUGAAUGAGACCACGGAGACCCAGAGAACCCUCCUCAACGGAGACCUGCAGACCAGCAUCUGAACUGCCUGAAAAAUCAGUACACCAAAGGCUCUGCCAAGUGGCGACGUGCUCCCUGCCCCCACCUCCUCCCACCCAUCACACCAGGGUUCUAGCAUAACGCAAUUGCUCAGCUUGAGUCCAAUUCAGAGAACAGUGUUUGGCUCAGCUUGUCUGAGUGAAUGAUAAUGUAUUCAAUCGCUUACCUCCCCCUUAGAGUGAACAUUUAAAUGCAAGCAGACAAUUCGGAGUCUGGAGAAGAGGAGAUCAUGCCUGGGUGUGAUCUUUAGAAAUGUUGAAGCUCAACAAAAAUAGAAAACUCUUAUCUGUAUAUUUAUUUAAAACUCAAUGUGUAAUCUUGUGGUCUUACAUUUACACUUGUGCAUACCUAUCUGGUUCCUGUGCAGUCAUUACCUGUGUUUGCCGUGUACACUUCUACACAAGUAGAAGAUUCAUGUGCAUAGUAUAGGUGGAUAUUUAUUACAAUGGGGUGCCCACAGAAGUGGACAUACAAUGAAGCCAAUAAAAUUUAAGCUUCGGGGA
This is a messenger RNA of Manis pentadactyla (Chinese pangolin), 2370 nucleotides long. It is a transcript of the gene SSTR2, whose product is annotated as somatostatin receptor 2. Lineage: Eukaryota; Metazoa; Chordata; Mammalia; Pholidota; Manidae. Gene Ontology annotation, biological process: neuropeptide signaling pathway; cellular response to estradiol stimulus; cellular response to glucocorticoid stimulus. The record is from RefSeq and is a predicted model, not a curated record. Gene Ontology annotation, molecular function: somatostatin receptor activity; neuropeptide binding. The coding region runs from base 742 to 1851 and encodes 369 amino acids. Gene Ontology annotation, cellular component: membrane; neuron projection. The transcript has 2 exons.